CGUUACUCAGUACCUCUGACAACCUCUAAUUCCGAGCAUUAAUUGCAACGCCCAGGAGCAACCCAAGAUGCAACAAGAGGCACAGCAUCCACCCAUUGAGGCAGACGACUCUGGUAUUGACGACGCCUCUUCCGUUGGAGGUCUCUCAGCAGACGAAUCUAGCGCUUCUCUGAGAUCGAGCAUCUUGGAUUACCGCCGCGAAAAUGGUCGCACCUACCACCGCAUGAGCGACGGCAAAUACGCCUUCCCAAAUGACGCGCGAGAGCAAGAUCGCCUGGACAUGGUCAACCACCUCUGGAUGCUGAUCCUGGACAAUGCCUUCUGUCUGUGUCCCAAGAACGAUGGCUCUACAGCCAAGAGAGUUCUCGACCUAGGCACCGGGACGGGAGUCUGGGCUCUCGACUACGCCGAGACGUUCCCUGAAGCGACUGUCCUCGGCGUCGACCUUAGCCCCAUCCAGCCCGGAUUCGUCCCUCCCAAUUGCAGCUUUGAGAUCGACGAUUUGGAAAAGGAGUGGACCUGGUCCAAGCCCUUUGACUUCAUCCUCGGUCGGAACAUGAAUGCGAGCUUUUCGGACUGGGACAACAUUAUCAAGCAGGCGUAUGACCACCUCGAGCCUGGCGGCUACUUUGAGAUCCAGGACAGUUGCUGGCCUCCCGUUUCCGACGAUGGUACGCUCAGAAAGGACUCGGCGCUUGCCAAAUGGUCGGGCCUUUUGGUCGACGCCUGCAACAAGAUCAAUCGCCCGAUUGACAAGACACUUGAGUUGUCCGGCAAGAUGGAGGCCGCAGGUUUUGAGGAGGUUGUGGUGACUCCGCUCAAGUUCCCAUCCUCUAACUGGCCCAAGGACAAGAAACUCAAGGAGAUUGGCGAAUGGAACCGAUUCAUGUUGACGAGUGGGCUGGAGGGAAUGACCCUAGGGUUGCUUACUCGUUUCAUGGAGUGGUCCAAGGAAGAGACACUGGUGUUUUGUGCUGAGGUGAGGAAGGACUUGCUUGACACGAGCAUUCAUGCCUACUGGAACGGAUAUGUAAUUUAUGGACGGAAGCCUCGAAAGGCGGGCGAGGAGGUGGAGUCCAACUGA
This is a messenger RNA of Colletotrichum scovillei, 1084 nucleotides long. Its product is annotated as methyltransferase domain-containing protein. NCBI's taxonomy places the organism in Eukaryota, Fungi, Ascomycota, Sordariomycetes, Glomerellales, Glomerellaceae. The transcript has a single exon. The coding region runs from base 68 to 1084 and encodes 338 amino acids. Gene Ontology annotation, molecular function: methyltransferase activity. The record is from RefSeq and is a predicted model, not a curated record.